AUGGCCAAUCCCCAUGUCCUUGUUAUCGGUGCGGGAGCUGGAGGAGUGGCUACGGCUACGAGGCUAGCAAAAAAAGGGUUCAAAGUCACUGUUGUGGAGAAGAAUUCAUCAAUAGGUGGCCGGUGUUCUCUUUUCAGGCAUAAUGGUUUUAGGUUCGAUCAAGGGCCUUCUCUGUUGCUCAUGCCAGAACUUUUCCACGAAACGUUCGCAGAUCUAGACACUACUAUGGAAGAUGAGGGCAUCAAAUUAGAGAAGUGCGAACCAAAUUACCGGGUGUGGUUCUCAGACGGUGAUGUGUUUAAUAUGUCCACCGAUCUUUCAAAAAUGAAUAGCGAAAUUGAACGCCACGAGGGUAGAGGUGGGAUACGAAAGUUUUUCUCGUUUAUGACUGAAUCUGGAAGGCAUUAUGAACUGUCCAAGCUAUAUGUCCUGAAGUGCGAUUUUCCACGACUGUUAAGCAUGCUACGGUUGCCACUUCUGCGUUCCCUUUUUGCACUGCAUCCUUUUGAAAGCAUCUACUCGAGGGUUAGCAAAUAUUUCAGCUCAGAUAAGAUGCGAAUGGUGUUCACGUUUGCAAGCAUGUAUUUGGGUAUGAGUCCUUUUGAAGCCCCCGCAACAUAUUCUUUGCUUCACUUCACAGAGCUCGCCCAUGGAAUAUGGUAUCCUGUUGGUGGCUUCCAAAAAGUACUUGAAGCAAUCGCAACAAUAGGCAAGCGGCUUGGUGUUGAAUACCGUUUGAACUCUCCUGUAUCAUCUAUUUUGGUAUCAGAAGACGGAUAUUAUGCGACUGGCGCCUGCUUGGAAACAGGAGAACGUCUGGAGGCGGAUCUUGUGAUUGUAAAUGCUGACUUAGUCUAUGCUUAUAACACACUUCUACCGCCCUCGAAUUUUGCACGCUCUUUACAAAAAAGACCGGUGUCUUGCAGCAGUAUUUCAUUCUUCUGGUCAUUCAACCAGAAGAUUCCAAAACUCAAAACACACAAUAUAUUCCUUGCGAGUAAGUAUAAGGAAAGUUUUGAUGCAAUCUUUCAGGGCCGCAAACUUCCUCAGGAGCCAUCAUUUUAUGUGAACGUGCCCAGUCGAAUCGAUCCGACAGCAGCACCGGAAGGCAAAGAAGCAGUGAUAGUCCUUGUUCCGGUCAGCCAUCAAGCUGACGAUGGCCCUACAAUGAGUGAGACGAUUCGGAAAGACUGGGACAUUCUCGUUGCGCGCGUUCGUGAAACUAUUUUUCACACCCUUGAGCAGCGCACUGGAUGCAAAAAACUCCGCGAUGACCUUUUGCACGAGCAGGUAGAAACCCCAUUAAGCUGGAAGUCCAAGUUUAACUUGGAUCGAGGGGCAAUAUUGGGCUUGUCCCAUUCAUUUUUCAAUGUACUGUCGUUCCGCCCGAGCAUAAAACAUAGCAAAAUCAAGAGGCUCUACUUUGUAGGUGCGAGCACGCAUCCUGGAACAGGGGUCCCCGUUUGCCUUAGCGGAAAACUAUAUGCCGCGAUAUUUGAUCCUGCUAUAAAUCGAGGCUCGACCAAGGAAACUGUAGUGCUUCACAUACGGAAUGAAUUCCGUAUGUAA
Messenger RNA from Aspergillus tanneri, 1569 nucleotides. RefSeq names its product phytoene desaturase family protein. The record is from RefSeq and is a predicted model, not a curated record. Gene Ontology annotation, biological process: carotenoid biosynthetic process. Bases 1 to 1569 code for a protein of 522 amino acids. The transcript has 4 exons. Gene Ontology annotation, molecular function: oxidoreductase activity. Lineage: Eukaryota; Fungi; Ascomycota; Eurotiomycetes; Eurotiales; Aspergillaceae.